UCCACCAUUGCCACCUACUGCUCUGCUCAACGUCUGGCUAGCUCCAGGCAAAGCCCUGGGUCUUUAACCCUUGCAAGCUUCCCCUGCUCUUUCCUCCCAACAGGAUUUCUGCUCCGAAAGCCCCGGGUUUCCUGCUCCCAGCCGGGGAAGGGGAGGGACUCCUGGACUUGUGGCCCCACAAGUCCGGCUCUGCCUCCUGGGAGGAGGAGGACGGGCUCCGUCCACACAGCCCCAGCGCUUGCCAGGCUCCAUGUCCCGAUUCAGGGCUCGUCGGGAAGGACAGACACCGCUGUCCUCCCUGAAGGACCAGAAUUUGGGGUGCCAAGUCAGGAAGGGGGGAUUUAGUCUCUGGAGCAAAUGAAGAAGCGAUUCCUCUUUGCAGUCGGCGCUUUCAGGGAGGAUUUUCCAGCAUGCGGCAGCAAGGCGGGGAAAAGAAGGAGGAAGAGCCGGAGGCUCCGGCAGCCGGGGAGAGCCCAGGCACCAAAGCUGCGGACGGAGGGUGGGCUUGGGGAGUGGUGUUUCACUUCUUCCUGGUCAACGUACUCGUGAUGGGGAUGCUCAAGACCUUUGGGAUUUUCUUCGUGGCUUUCCAAGAGGAGGUGGGGGGCUCCUCCGAGCAGGUCAGCUGGAUCGGCUCCAUCAUGUCCUCCCUGCGCUUCCUAGGAGCCCCACUCGUGGCCGUGGUCUGCAGGAAGCUGGGCGAGCGGCCGACCUCCAUCAUCGGGGCCAGCUUGAUCGGAGGGGGCUGCCUGCUCAGCACGCAGGCCACCAGCGUCCCCUUCCUCUGCGUCUCCAUGGGACUCCUCCUGGGUAUGGGGUUUGCCUGCCUUUACCAGGCGGCCGCGGUGAUGAUGGCCAAGCGCUGCAGGACCCGGCUGGCUUUCUCCAACGCCAUCGCCCGCUCCGGGAUGGGGCUGACAUUUCUAAUAGCGCCGUUCACUCAACUUCUCAUCGAUUUUUAUGGCUGGCAAGGUACUCUCCUGAUUUUUGGAGGCAUCAUGUUAAACCUCGUGCCUUCCAGCAUGCUGCUGCGCCCCGUCAGCACCCCGCCGCCCCAACGCUCCUCUGCUACAAAUCAAGACCGUGAGUCUUUAAAGGCGACAAAGGAUUCAGAAACCUUCGAUGGGUGCUUAGGUGAAACCACUCGCAGGGAAAUACAGCUCUGCAGCGCACAGGACCUUCCCACCACGGAGGGGCUCAUGAUGCCCCACGGCAGAGAUGUCUCUGGUCCGGUGAAUACGUCGGCUUUGGAAGGGCUUGAGAAACUCCCUGUGAACAGCUGCUCACCAGAAAUGGCCACCGAGGCCAAGAGAAGCUACAAAUCCCUUCCACCGACCGAAAAAGAAAAGUCACAGCCUCUCCUCGACGUCUCCCCGCUGAAGGAUCCGGUCUUCUGCAUUUUCACGUGGUCUUUUUUGUUCAGCCACUUGGCCUACUUCGUGCCCAUGUUCCACCUGGUAGCAAGAGCCAGGACGCUGGGCAUAAGCAGCAUGGAUGCCUCUUACCUCAUUUCAGUAGCUGGCAUCACGGAGACGGUCAGCCAGCUGCUCUCGGGCUGGGUCGCCGACCAGAACCGGACCAAGAAGUAUCACUACCACGUGGCUUACCUCGUCCUCUGCGGCGUCACUAACCUGCUCUGUCCUCUGGCCACCACCUUCCCCUUACUCAUGACCUACACGGUGGCCUUCGCCAUCUUCUGCGGUGGGUUCAUGGCUCUGGUCCUCCCUGUGCUGGUGGAUCUAGUGGGUGUGCAAAAACUCAACAGCUACUUGGGGUUUGCUGCCUUCUUUGCUGGGAUAGUAGCCAUCGGAGGACUUCCUCUAGCAGGGUGGCUGUAUGACUACACCCAGACAUAUGCCUGCUCUUUCCUCUUUGCUGGAGCCUGUGCCCUCCUCUCACCUAUUUCUUUCUUCUUUGAGCCUUCGGCCCAGAAAUGGAAGCUAAAAAAAGCCAACCUGAACAACAGCCCAGGCCUGGCUGAAGCGAUUCUGCGGUGGAAGUUUUAAAGGAUGGUCUUUGAUUGCAUCCACGAUCAGAAAGCGAUUGCCAGCACAGACCUCCUGUACCGGGAAAUAAACAGCAACAAAAAUGAAAUUAGGAAUUUUUAGAUGACAGAUGCACAGUUUGUAUAGCUAGAUAUUUCUCCUGCACGUGUGAUUAAAGCCAUCUGAGAAAUACGCAGUGUAAAGCGUUAUUUGAUGGGGAAAAAAGCAUUAUUUGAUGGGAAAAAAUAAGGCCCACGACCCGGAUGGAUGUCGGCUUCACUUUGACUUUGCUCCUGAGCCGUGGCUUUCUGUACCUCAGAUUUAACCCCCCUGCAUUCAGUCUGACAGCUCGGCAUCGGAGCCGCAGAGCCGCCCCUCCGGCUUCCCCAGCCCCCGCGAGAGAGCACAGCUGACUCACCUCUUGGGCUGGGGCAGCCAAGGACCUCAAAAGCGCCAGAGCACAGCAGGAGAUUUUAGCUUAUUCUAUUUAGAUACGAAUAAUUGGCCCCAGGGAGGGAGGCAAGGACAGAGGGGUUACAGAGAGGGAAAGAUUGAACUUCCACGAGGAUACGGAGAACAGCUGUUCCACAAAAACCUCUUUUUCACCGAGAAGGAUGCUGCACCGUGGCUGCUCGAUCUCCCAGGCACGGUGUUAUUUGCCACAGCGCAGAGGACCUGGAAGCAAAACCAAUUCUAAUUAAAGCCAGUACCACGAUACAGCUUCCUUGAAGACCGUACCCGUCUCACAGAUCCGCUCCCCUUCUCCUCCCAGUCGUCCCGCAGCUCUCAGGGAUUCAACGAACACAGGAAAGUGGCUUCCAGAGCCAGGCAACACUGCUGAGCCUAUACUCAACCAGCAUCCUAUAGAUUUAAUUUGGAUAGGCAGGAUGUAACAGCUGCUUUGACUUUCUUUCUGGUAGUAACGUUGCAAUUCUUUUGCACUGUCACCAGAUAUUUGAAAUUAUUACACAGAUCUGGGGUAUCGUAGGGGUUUUACACGCGACCAUCCCAGACACUGCCAUUAUCCUUCCCUCCCUCCUUUGUUUUUUUUUAUUAAUAUUAAACCAACAAGAGAGUGGUUUCCCCUACAGAAACACUCCUUUAAACUGUCAAAUGGAUUAUUUCAAGCACAAAAUUACGCGGUCUAUAUU
Messenger RNA from Phalacrocorax carbo (great cormorant), 3136 nucleotides. The record is from RefSeq and is a predicted model, not a curated record. NCBI's taxonomy places the organism in Eukaryota, Metazoa, Chordata, Aves, Suliformes, Phalacrocoracidae.